Molecule: messenger RNA, 1837 nt
Organism: Onychostoma macrolepis
Lineage: Eukaryota; Metazoa; Chordata; Actinopteri; Cypriniformes; Cyprinidae
Gene: nipsnap2
Product: nipsnap homolog 2
Exons: 10
Coding region: 84-929 (281 amino acids)
Cellular component (GO): mitochondrion
Source: RefSeq, a predicted model, not a curated record
UGUAGCGCCUCCAGCGGCAGCGCCGGAGAACUGCAGCCGUUUAACUCGUUCCUCGCCCGCUGUUUGUGUCCUAUCGGUGGAAGAUGGCGACCAGAGUCCUUCAGAGCUCCUGCUCAGGCCUUCAUCAGGCCAAACACGGACACCUCACCGCUGUUAUCAGGGGUCUGUCGGCGUCUAAUAACCGGAAUCGAGAGGACAGCUGGUUCAAAUCACUGUUUGUGCGGAAGGUGGACCCGAGGAAAGACGCUCACUCCCAUCUGCUAGCCAAGAAAGAGGACAACAACUUAUAUAAAAUCCAGUUUCACAACGUGAAGCCCGAGUGUCUGGAGGCCUACAACAAGCUCUGUGAUGAGGUGCUGCCGUCCAUCCACAGCGACCGGAGCUACCCGUGUGAGCUGGUGGGCACCUGGAACACCUGGUACGGAGAGCAGGACCAAGCUGUGCACUUGUGGCGGUACAGAGGAGGAUAUCCAGCGCUGACUGAAGUCAUGAACAAACUGAAGAAUAACAAGGAGUUCCUGGAGUACCGGAACGAGAGGGGCAAGAUGCUGCUGUCUCGCAGGAACCAGCUGCUGCUGGAGUUCAGCUUCUGGAACGAGCCGGUGCCCCGAGACGGACCCAACAUCUACGAGCUGCGCUCCUACCAGCUGAGACCCGGGACCAUGAUUGAAUGGGGCAACUAUUGGGCGAGAGCGAUCAGCUACCGGCAGCACAACCGCGAGGCGGUCGGCGGCUUCUUCUCUCAGAUAGGAAACCUCUACAUGGUGCAUCAUCUCUGGGCGUAUAAGGACCUGCAGUCCAGAGAGCACACGAGGAACGCCGCCUGGCAGCACGAGGGCUGGGAUGAAGUCGUCUAUUACACCGUGCCGCUCAUCCAGCACAUGGACUCCAGGAUAAUGAUCCCGCUCAAAGCGUCUCCGCUCCAGUAACGCAUCCAUCGCAAUCAUCACGUCUCGUCCCCAUGAGCUCCAGACCAGACCGCGACAUCGGAUACGUUCACUGCCGUGAUUAACUCGUGAUGUCAACCGACGUCACAUACAACACACUCGUUCUGACCAUAGAAAUUGUCUAAAAGUUGCACCAGCAAACCAAAUUGAAUUUGUAGGAAUGAAGGCAGUGACUGUAAGUUUUAAGGAGACAUAUCUGAAAUCUGCUGGUUAUGUGAAUCUGUAUAUUGCUAGGCUUGGAAAAACAGCCUUGGAUCUGUUAAAUAAAGUUUCAUUGGAAUUUGUAAAGGAUAUCAAAGAAAGUGCAUUGCAUUACCACACGUUUAGACUAUGAACCCUUUUUAGUUUGGCGGGCGAUACAUCUUUGAUUCAUCAUGUUUCAAAACAAACAGCAUAUAAGAAUGCCUUAGUUAAUGCAGACGUGUAUGAUAAUUUACUGUUCUCCCUGCUGAGAAAGCACUGUAACUGUGCUCGAGUGCUGCAAUCUAUUCAUGUAUUUAUUGCAUAUUUAUAAGCUGUAAAUAUAAACCCCACAUGGAGAGGAUUUUAUGUUUUUGUAACCACAGAAUCCAUCCUACAUAUUCUGUGAAUCAGAUCUGGACGAGCCUCACUGGGGACAGGCUGUGUGCAAAAUUAUUUUGUUUUGUUUAGAAAUUGUUUUUAUUUAGUUGCUGUAUUUUUAUUCUGUUUCCACAUAGACGUGCUUUUUAAAUGCCUUUUUUUUGUUGUGAAAUGUCUGCAGUUUCUGGUUGAAGCUGCUCACUGACAGACUGAUUUAGUUUUGUGUGUGAUCGCAGCAUGCUCAGUCUCCCGAACACUGAUCUGAUGGGGAUUUAACAGCACAAGAUGUUUCAAAUCAAUUCAAUACUGUAAUAAAUCCUAAAUGAUCA